CGGCGAUAGGGUUGUGCAACCCUGCAUCCCAUAAAUACAGCCUCACCCUCCUUGAGAAGCCUCCUCAGGCCCAGCUCCCAAGGGAGCCUCUCGUCCUCUCCAGCAUCAGAGCCCAGCUGCUGGCUGCCAUGGGGACCCACUGCCUGCUGCUGCUCACCCUCUGCUUCCUCUCCUUCCAGAUGGCCCCAGGGCGAGGGCUCACGAGUCUUGGCCACAGACCAGACCAUUACCAGUGUGUGAAGAAUGGGGGAUUCUGUCUCUACUCCUCUUGCCCCAUGUACUCCAGCAUCAUCGGCACCUGCUACAAAGGGAAAGCCAAGUGCUGCGCCUGAGCCGGAGCAGGCGGAGAGAGCACAGAAGCCAGCUGGAGGGUUUUAAAUGCUUGUUUUAAUAAAGAAAAGCGUGUUGGGGAAGCACCUUCUUGUACCAAA
Molecule: messenger RNA, 431 nt
Organism: Fukomys damarensis (Damara mole-rat)
Lineage: Eukaryota; Metazoa; Chordata; Mammalia; Rodentia; Bathyergidae
Gene: Defb1
Product: defensin beta 1
Exons: 2
Coding region: 129-332 (67 amino acids)
Biological process (GO): innate immune response in mucosa; defense response to Gram-negative bacterium; defense response to Gram-positive bacterium
Cellular component (GO): extracellular region
Molecular function (GO): CCR6 chemokine receptor binding
Source: RefSeq, a predicted model, not a curated record